This is a messenger RNA of Chaetomium fimeti, 991 nucleotides long. RefSeq lists its product as uncharacterized. Gene Ontology annotation, molecular function: mitochondrion autophagosome adaptor activity. The record is from RefSeq and is a predicted model, not a curated record. The transcript is spliced from 2 exons. Bases 234 to 863 code for a protein of 209 amino acids. Gene Ontology annotation, biological process: mitophagy. Lineage: Eukaryota; Fungi; Ascomycota; Sordariomycetes; Sordariales; Chaetomiaceae.
CAACUUCGAAGCACAAACAAAUGUCAUUCUACCACAUUUAGGAUUUCAAUAUGGUUGGAAUUUUUCUCUCGGGUAGCAGCAUAGAUCUGCAUAUACGUGGCAUUGUGAGUUUCCGGUUCUUGUGUCAUUGGUAAAGAGAACUCCGAGUCGAAAUCAACAAUGCUGUUCCAAGCCAAGCCAAUGGUUUAUGUGGGGCACCCGUUCCCUGGGAGCAAGCAGGUACUUCGGAGUGAAUGAUGCAGUGCACUGAACAACAUCCGGCGCCGGUGUCGCUCGAUCGCCGUCCUCGACACGCACACCCGAAUUCACCACCCAAAAUCCAACCCCCCGAAAACCCCGUCAUAAUGUCCAGCUCCAUCCCCCUCCAGGUCGCCGAGACGGUCCAAACCGCGCACAUCAACCGCGAGCCCUCACCGCGGCACGACCUGAACCCAUCCACGGCCGCCUCGAAGAAGGAGCCCGUCCGGCUUGAGCCCCUGGACGAUGGCAGCAUCGACCAAGACGUAGAGGCUGAGGAGGAGGAAGAAGAGGGCGAGACGGAAGACGAAAAGGUCUACCGCCGCUCACGCAUCACACCGCGCCCGCGCCGGCACCAGUUCCCGCCCAUGCCCGACCUGCGCUUCGAGCAGAGCUACCUGUCGAGCAUACGGAAUGCCGACACGUGGUGGAAGGUCGGGUGGAUCACGGCGAGGGAUCAGCUCAUGAUGCCGUUUUUGCAGGGUAUCGUCUAUAACCUGGGCCUUUGCGGCUGGCAGUACUGGAACCGGAAUGCGCGGAUACACGGGUCGUCGGUUGGGGCCCGGUUGAGGCGCUGGUGGUAUGGGGUGAAUAACUGGAAAAUACCAGCCAAGAAGGUGUGGUAGAAAUGUUACAUACAAGGGAUAACGUGUUUUGAUUAUGUUAUGUCGCCUUGGGCAUGGAAUAUUUGCAGGCCAUGUUUCUGAGUAAACAAUUCUAUUACGGACCAAGAGUCUGAAGGCAUAUCAACGAC